UUUCAAAACGAGGAAUUCGCGUCAGAACGCAAGGAAGAGGGAAAGGUCUUGUACAUUGGAAGAGUUGUUGUUUUUACAGUACUUAUUGUGAUCUUUUUUUAGUUUUUGCAAUGGGGAAAGCGGAUUUCUUAACCCCUAAAGCGAUCGCGAACAGAAUCAAAGCCAAAGGCCUUCAGAAGCUGCGCUGGUAUUGUCAGAUGUGUCAGAAACAAUGUAGAGAUGAAAAUGGGUUUAAAUGUCACUGCAUGUCUGAGUCUCAUCAGAGACAGCUGCUGUUAGCUUCUGAGAACCCUAACCAGUUCUUAAGCUACUUCUCAGACGAGUUCAAAACUGACUUCUUAGAACUGCUCCGUAGACGUUUUGGGACCAAACGAGUUCACAAUAACAUUGUGUAUAACGAGUACAUCAGUCAUCGAGAACACGUUCAUAUGAAUGCUACACAGUGGGAGACCCUCACCGACUUCACCAAAUGGCUUGGAAGAGAAGGUUUUUGCAAAGUGGACGAGACGCCCAAAGGCUGGUACGUUCAGUACAUUGAUCGUGAUCCAGAGACGAUUCGCAGGCAAGAGGAGUUAGAGAAGAAGAAGAAACAGGACUUGGAUGAUGAAGAAAGGAGCGCCAAGUUCAUCGAAGAACAAGUUCGCCGUGGUCGGAAGGGCAAGGAGCCAACGGAGGAACCAGUAUUCACAGAACUUCAGCGAAAGAGUGAGGAUGAGAAAGUGGCUUUUAACCUGGAGAUUGCUGCAGCUGGACCGUCCAAACCAAGCACCACUUUAGGUCCUAGUGCCCUCAAAACUACAGCAUCUGUCAAAAGGAAAGAGUCUUCCCUCAGCGGAGAGUUUAAGGACAAGAAAAAGAAAUCUGCUCUGGACGAGAUCAUGGAGAUGGAGGAACAAAAGAAGAAAUCAGUAAGAUCAGAUAACUGGAUUCAAGAGAACAUUGUAGUGAAAGUGGUAACAAAGAAACUAGGAGAGAAGUAUUACAAGAAGAAAGCUAUCAUUCGGGAGCUUCAGGGUAAAUACACAGCUGUGGUGAAGAUGGUGGACUCAGGAGAUAAACUCAAACUGGACCAGAGUCAUGUGGAGACGGUCAUUCCAGCUCCUGGUAAACGAGUUUUGAUCCUUAAUGGUCAAUAUAGGGGCACAGAGGCCAUACUGGAAGGCAUAAAUGAGCACAAAUUCUCCGCCACACUCACUUUAGACUCGGGUCGUAUGAAAGGAAAGACAGUGGAGGGAAUUGCAUAUGAGGAUUUCUCCAAACUAGCCUGAAGUUCAUUUUCAUCUGCAGAGCACCUCUACUGUGUCAGAGAGCUGAUAAUAAUAGUACAAGACUCAGACUAAUGGAACAAAGUGACCAAUGGGUUUUUAUUGUGUUGUUGUGCAUUGUUAUUUUUUGUUGUCAGUGACAAUGGUUGCAUUUGAUUAAAUCAGAAUUACUCCAGUAAUUCCACAGUAAAGUGUUGUUAAUAUUGUCAAUCUGGAUUGCUUUCAUUAUUAAUAAAAUUUAGUCUAUUCAUGUACAGCUCUACAUAUUCAUGUUUUGUACAUAUUUCUUGUAUAGUAUUAAAAACUUUCUUUUUUUUAA
Messenger RNA from Danio aesculapii, 1584 nucleotides. It is a transcript of the gene kin, whose product is annotated as Kin17 DNA and RNA binding protein. Gene Ontology annotation, cellular component: nucleus. Gene Ontology annotation, biological process: DNA damage response; DNA replication. Lineage: Eukaryota; Metazoa; Chordata; Actinopteri; Cypriniformes; Danionidae. Bases 111 to 1268 code for a protein of 385 amino acids. The transcript is spliced from 11 exons. Gene Ontology annotation, molecular function: double-stranded DNA binding. The record is from RefSeq and is a predicted model, not a curated record.